GGCGCUCGGGGUCGCAGGCUGGGGGCGUGUGCCAGUGGCUGCCGCGGCCCCCAGAGCGCCCUCCCUGGCACCCUGCGCGGCCAUGGAGUGGAACCUCGGCAGCUGGCUGGCCGGCUGCCUCCUGGUCUCAGCAUUAGGAAUGGUGCCACCUCCUGAAAAUGUCGGAAUGAAUUCAGUUAAUUUCAAGAACAUUCUACGGUGGGAGUCACCAGCUUUUUCUAAAGGGAAUCUGACUUUCACAGCUCAGUACCAAAGUUAUAGGGGAUUUCAAGAUAUAUGCAUGAGUACUGCCUUGACGGAAUGUGAUUUCUCAAAUCUUUCCAAGUAUGGAGACCACAUUUUGCGAGUCAGGGCUGAAUUUGCCGAUGAGCAUUCAGACUGGGUAAACAUCACCUUCUGUCCUGUGGAUGACACCAUUAUUGGACCUCCUGGAAUGCAAGUAGAAGCGCUUGCCAAUUCUUUACAUUUGCGUUUCUUAUCCCCCAAAAUUGACAACGAACCCGAAACAUGGACCAUGAGGAAUAUUUAUAACUCAUGGACGUAUAAUGUGCAAUACUGGAAAAAUGGUACUGAUAAAAAGUUUCAGAUUACUCCUCAGUAUGAUUCUGAGAUCCUCAGAAACCUGGAGCCAUGGACCACUUAUUGUGUUCAAGUUCAAGCCUUCCUCCUUGAUUGGAACAAAACAGGGGAAUGGAGUGAGCCUGUCUGUGAGCAAACAACCAGUGACGAUACGAUGCCCUCCUGGCUAGCGGCCAUCCUCCUCCUCGCCUCCGUCUUUGCCGUCUUCCUGGUGCUCCUCGGCUGCUCUGCCUUGCUUUGGUGCAUUUACAAGAAGACGAAGUACAUCUUCUCCACCAGGAAUUCCCUUCCACAGCACCUCAAAGAGUUUUUGGGCCACCCUCAUCACAGCACUCUUCUGUUUUUCUCCUUCCCACUCUCUGAUGAGAAUGAUGUUUUUGACAAACUAAGCGUCAUCACAGAAGACUGUGAAAGCCACAAGCAGAAUCCUGGUGACAGCUCUGGCCUCAGGACCCCCCCUGGGCCAGGACCCCUGGAGCUGGUCUCUAAGGAAGAAUCACACACAGGUGGAUACAGUGACCCCUGCUUCUCACAUCUGCCUCAUGGGGUGAUCAGAACAACAGACAAGCUCCAAAAUCACCUGAGCAAACCCCACAUCUAGAACUCUCAGACACUGGACAUAGCUGAACAACCAAUGAGCUAGAUUUUAAAGAUUCACUUGGUAAAAAUAUUCCAUCUUGGGAACUCACUGCUUUCUAAAGGCUUUAAUGAUUUAAAAAAAAAAAAAAAGUUGACCACUGAGAAGUAUAAUUUUCAGCCUCUUAUACUCACUAAAAUAAAGACCACAUUUUAAUUGUGAGAAAAAUAUUUAAAAGGAAUGAAAAUGGAGAUGCUGUAAAAUCCUGCCAAACUGCCAAUAGACCAUCUGAAAAACACCCUCACCUCAAAAGUGGUCAGGACAGCACUGUACAGAUGCAGACCUUUUGUAUUCUCGGGGAUAUUUUGACUAGAUUUAUUUUUCUACCUGUACACAUUUUACGUACUUCUGGUGCUCUAUUAAAGUUUUACUCUCUAUUUAAUUGUAUAUGUUAAUGGUACUACAUUUCUGUAAUUCUUAGAUGUUGAACAAGGCUCUCAUUUGCCAUUUUUGAGGUCCAUUCAUCCAACAGGUAUGUCUUAGUCCCUGCCUGCUGCCAACCAGGCACUGUGAGGUCCUAAAGUCAUCUGGGAGCUCUCAGUCUAGGAAGCUUCAAAGGAUAGAAGGGCCCUGGGCUUUGAAGUCCAACCCAGAUACUUACUAGCCUCUCAGUUUCUUCAUCUGUACAUGAGGAUGAAAAGACCUAAGGAUUGGUAAUGCUACAUAAAAAAGCCUACUGCAGUGCCAACACAUCACGGGUGCUCAAUAAAUGGUAGCUAUUCUUACCAGCAACAUAAUCUCAUGGGAAUGAUUCUACCUCCACAAACAUAAGCUAGCUACAAAUACCCCUUCCUCUCUGCCAGAUGGCCCAUUAAAGCAGCUCCAUCAAUGCUUUUUGAAAUCGUUUGACAUUUUUAAAGUGAAGCAUCAUGGAAGAAGAUCAGAAGUUUGUUGAAUUUCCCUAUACUCAUUUUACAGUUUCAUAUUUCUAAAUUAUUUUCAUUAGCAUAUUUUCAGUUCUUAGCACCUGUGAAGGGCUUACUCUGGUCAGGGGCUAGUUUUACAAGACAGAAAUUAAUUCCCUUCCCCAGUGUGAGGAAAAUAGAGUAGUUCGGUCAGACCCCCUCACCUCAGGUCCAGCUGGGUGUGGUGUAGCACAUCCUUUGUAAACAAGUUGUGUGGGAGUAGAGUUAGUUGGCAUGCUGCCCAUGUAUCUUUUUGGCUUGUUGCUACUUUUUUGUGCUCUUCAUUGUGUGAGGAGGCCGCUCUGAACUGCUCUCGUGUCUAAAAAUAAAGCCUGUUGUUUUCUUCA
Cynocephalus volans (Philippine flying lemur) is the source of this 2468-nucleotide messenger RNA. It is a transcript of the gene IL10RB, whose product is annotated as interleukin 10 receptor subunit beta. Gene Ontology annotation, biological process: cytokine-mediated signaling pathway. Gene Ontology annotation, molecular function: protein binding; interleukin-10 receptor activity. The transcript has 7 exons. Bases 83 to 1180 code for a protein of 365 amino acids. Lineage: Eukaryota; Metazoa; Chordata; Mammalia; Dermoptera; Cynocephalidae. Gene Ontology annotation, cellular component: plasma membrane. The record is from RefSeq and is a predicted model, not a curated record.